Dracunculus medinensis (Guinea worm) is the source of this 2205-nucleotide messenger RNA. NCBI's taxonomy places the organism in Eukaryota, Metazoa, Nematoda, Chromadorea, Rhabditida, Dracunculidae. The record is from the annotation of a GenBank genome assembly.
AAGAUAUGGGGAACAUAUCGUUCUCAUAUGUAUUUUGGCCUACGUACUCAACAUCCAGAAUCACCGUUAUUUGGUUUGAUGUGGUACCGAAAUGGUUUUGAUGAUACUAUGCCAAAAAUUCGACAUUGGUGUGAAAAAGUAAAACUAAAAAUAUAUUUAUUAUAUUAUAAUAGAAUAAGACAUCGUUUAAAAAUUUUUUUUUGGGACAAUGGUGUUCUAAAGUAUGGGUGGACUGAAGCUGAUGGUCGUACAUUUGGUAGGCAAAAAAUUGAUGAUGAUCCACUGGAAUUAGAAAUUGAUUGGUUAAAUAAUGGUCAUUCUUGGUCAGCACGUAUUCGAACGACUUCAAUAAUUGAUUCUUAUUACGCGUUUAUUUUUUAUUUCACAUUACAGGAUACAAAAAGUGUAAUUUUUCCUAAUUACAAAGAUGAUUUGAAUCAGUCGUUUACUGGUCAUUCUCCAAUUAUUGGUGAUUUUUCUUUUAAUCUACUUUCAACAAUUCCCAUACAAUUCCGUUCAUAUUUUGCUGCAAAAAUCACUCCAUAUCCGGAUGCAAGUCAUCUUCAGGAAUUGAUAUUAUCAAAUUCAGUAAUAGAUCGGCAUAUUCAACUGUUUCGUCUUCCCAGUGGUCUUCUUGAUGGAGAUAUGGAGGCAAAUCCCAAUAUUGUUGCAUUUCAGCUUAAUCUUUCCGCGAACUCAACUGUUGAAAUUUCAUUCUCCACUGAUGAACCUCCCAUCACUGGAAAAUCCUUCACGGAAACUUUUGAAGGACGGUUCAAUAACUUUAUGGAUAAAUUUGAAAAAAGCUAUGGACUCACAUCAAAAGGUUACAGUUCGUUUUAUCAACAACUUGGUCGCGCAGCUUUAUCCAAUAUGUUAGGAAGCAUUGGUUAUACGUUUGGAUUUAACCGUGUUCUUAAUCAUUAUUCAAGUAAGUUAUCGUUGUAUGGACCGCAUUCACUUUUGACAUCAUGUCCAUCGCGAUCAGUUUUUCCUCGGGGAUUUUUGUGGGAUGAAGGAUUUCACCAUUUGCUCUUCAGGAAAUUUGAUCCAGAACUUUCACUACAAAUUAUAUCCUCAUGGCUUGAUAUAAUGAAUUUGGAAGGAUGGAUUCCUAGAGAAAUGAUAUUGGGUACUGAGGCUGAACAACGUGUUCCAGCCGAAUUUAUUGUGCAGAGCGAUAGUAUGGCCAAUCCUCCAAUGUUUUUUUAUCUUAUUGAAAAAUUUAUUGAUGAUGAUCAGUUUAUGUCAUCUCAUAAGGAGGUUCUCAUGAAAUUUUAUCCUCGAUUAAAACUGUGGUAUAACUGGCUUAAUACCACUCAAUUAGGUCCACUUCCAGGAACAUAUCGUUGGAGAGGAAGAAAUAGUACAACUGACACUGAAUUAAAUCCAAAAACGCUACCUAGUGGUCUGGAUGAUUUUCCUCGUGCUUCACAUCCAACUGAUGAGGAGUAUCAUAUUGAUCUACGUUGUUGGAUGGUAUUUUCUGCCAAAGUACUUUCACGACUUGCCGUGCUUGUAGGUGAUAAAGCAGGUGAAGCUUUGUAUUCUUCCACUUUCGAUUAUUUAUCGGAUUUCGAGCUUCUAAAUCGUCUUCAUUGGAGUCAAAAACAACAAAGAUACUGUGAUUACGGCCUUCAUAGUUCUUCUGUUAUUUUGAAACGUAUGGAGGAGAAACCUGAUGAUAUUCAUCCUCCUCUUAUGAAACGUGUCACAGAGACUGCUCCGGUACUUUCUUUAGUCGAUGAUACUUUUGGAUAUAUUUCUCUGUUUCCACUUAUGUUACAACUUAUGCCGCAUGAUUCUGAUCAAUUAAAAGUUACAAUCGAACAUAUGAGAUCCGAUAAGGAACUUUGGACAAUGUUCGGUUUACGUUCAAUUUCUCCGUCUUCACCGUAUUAUCACGCACAUAACACCGAACAUGAUGCCCCUUAUUGGCGUGGAGCUAUUUGGGUUAAUAUGAAUUAUUUGGUUUUAUCAGCGUUGAAACAUUAUUCAUUUAUUGCUGGACCAAAUCAAGAAUUGGCUUUUAACGUUUAUUCUGAAUUGCGAAAUAAUUUGGUCACAAAUAUUGCUCGUGAAUUUAAACGAACUGGUUAUUUAUGGGAAAGUUAUGAUGAUACAAAUGGUUAUGGUCGAGGAGCUCAUCCUUUCACCGGAUGGUCAUCUCUUGUUUUAUCCAUUAUGGCUGAGCAGUAUGAUUAA